AUGGACAGACGACAUGAGAAAAAGAAGAGUGAUAGCAGUAAUACUUUAAGAAUCAAAAAGAGAGAAAGUGAAGAAAUAGAAGUUCAUAAUUAGAAUUCGGAUCGGUUUAAUUCUAAUCAUUCAUAAUUCAAGCACUCACUUAAUAUAUCUGAUAAAAGUAGUUUUCUCGGUCUCUAGAAUCCGUUAUUAUCAUAGGAUAGUAUCUCUGACCGAGCAAAUUGUAGUAAAAGAUAUUCUUAAGAUGAUUUUCAAAAUUAAAUAGACUAUGAAUAACCCAUUCCUUUAAUUCAUCAAAUUGAAAAUGAAAUUAGAUAACGUUGUAGAGCAGACCUAAUUAAAUAAACAAAGUGUUAUGGUGAUAUAAGUGAACACACUAUCCUCAAUCUUAAAACAACAAUUGAAAUAGACGUUGAUAAUGAUAUUUUACGUAAAUAUAACAAACUUUGCAUUCGAGACUACAAAAGGGAUCCUUACUAUAUUAAAUUAGUGGAUUUACAUGGAUAUCAAAGAAUAAAACAUGAACUGCAAGUAGUGUUAUUAUCUUACCUAUAUUUAGAAUUAUAAUGAUCCAUAUGCUUUGUUGAACUUACGUAAAAUCAUCGUUUACAUCUCAUUUGUAAUUCCUAUAAUUACAAAAACAAUAGUUAAUUCUACUGCGUUUCAAUUAUUAAUGACAAUAUUGAUUCUUUUUAAUAUUACACUUUAUACAAUAGUGAAAACAGAGCAUCGAGAAGACACUGGAGAAAUGGAAUAAAUAAUCACAAUACUAUUUUUCACUGAAAUAGGAUUACGUAUAAUUUCAUAAGGACUUUUCUUUUCAAAACAUGCAUAUUUUGUAAAUUUUUCAAGCAUUUUUGAUUUUUCAAUUGUAAUGUUGUCAGCCAUUAAUUAAUAUAGGCCAGAUAUCAUAAUUAUAGAUUUGUCGCCUCUGCGUAUUAUUACCUUAUUAUAAUAUUUGGGUGAUAUUUUUGAUGGUUUAAGAGUUAUGUUGACAGCUUUAAGAUAAUCGAUUCGAUAUAUAUUAGAGGCAUUAGCAAUAGUAGGAUUAUUCUCAUUAUUUUUUGCUUUAGCAGGAUUGUUUUUAUUUCAUGGAUUAUUUAAUUAUAGAUGUGUUCCUAUCAAUCAAGAAAUUGGAGAUGAUUGGAUUUAAUGUAAUAUUGAUCAAUGUCCUGAGGGAAUGGAAUGCAAAUAUGUUGAAUAAACAAUUAAAUUACCAACAUCUUUUAAUAAUAUAAUUUAUUCAUAUGGAUAGAUUUUAAGAACUAUAACUAUGGAUGAUUGGAGUUGGGUCAUGUUUUUUACUAUUCGAAUAUUCAAUCCUUGGGUUUGGAUAUAUUAUUUAUUGAUCAUUUUUGUAUGCGGUUUUUUUAGUUUUAAUUUAGUUAUAGCUGUAUUGAAAACUCAUUAUGCUGAAGCAGCUGAACAAUUCUUUCAUUAAUAGGAAAAAUAAGAAAUCAAUAAACAAUUAUUAGAAGAAAAAUCCAAUCAAGGUAAAGAUGUUCAAGAUUUUGCAAUGCUUCGUUAUAUUGGAUUUCAUAAGACUUUUACUAAAUAUUAUAAAUUGCUUAAUCAUUCAAAAAAAGUAACUUAAUUUAAAUUAGAAGACUUUUAAUCCAAAAACUCUACUCAACCUCGAUUGCUAUCAGCUAAAUAGAGAUUGAAUAACAAUACAUCUGUAAAAUAUUAUGAUUCAUUUCAUAGAACAACUGUAUUGAUAAAUUAUUUGAGUAUUUAACAGAUUUGACACUCAAAAACAUUUUGUUAACCAAAUUCAAAUACCUCAGUAAACAACAAAAAUAAAUUAAUCUAAAGAAUUAUACCGAUGAUGAAGAUUACCUUAAAUUUUUGGAAGAUCUAACCAAAUUUGAAUUUGCCUAAUUAUCAAAAUAAGUCAAUCCAAAAUAAUUACAAAAAUAUACAAGUUUAGAAGAUGUGUUACCAUCCUUUGCGUAUUAAUAUACUUUCUAUAUCACAAUAGAAACAUUUAAAAUUCCAAGGAAAAUAUAGAUGAGAAAGGAAUCGAUUAUGGCAAAUAUUAAUGUUCCUUCGAAUACUAGGUUCCAUAAUAAAAUUAAUAUCAAUAAUAAAUAAUGAAAUCUAACAAUAUUACACAUAGUUUUAAAUGUCCAAUAAAGAAAAGUUAUAGAGCAAAAAAGAAAUAAGGAUAUAAAGAUGCAGAAUCUUAACGUUCACAUAUUGUACGUGCAACAUGUAUUCGAAAUGAAAAGAAGACUUACAAAGGUUUUAGUAAAUAGAUGAUAAGAUCAAAACAGAAGAAUCCAUUCACAAUUAAGAAGGGAAAUAACAUAUAUUUAUUUAUUUAAGGUUGUUAUUGGAGGUAAGAUAAAAUUACAAUAAAAUUAAAGUAAAAGAUAGAGAGAGAGAAGAUUACAAGUAUUCCUUAUGAUAUUGAAUACAAAAAUAUGAGAUUUUAGGAAAUUAAAAAAAAAAGAAUUGUUGAUUUUAAUUGGUCUGGAAAUGAUGUUAUCGAAAAUCAGUAUGCAAAUUUAAAUAUAAAAAAUAUUCUUAUGACAUUAAAUAAAAUAGAUUACAUAGUUUGGGUAAAAGGUUUAUCAGGUAUAUUACAAAUUCUCAGGAAAUAUAUAAAUAGAAUAGUUUCUAGUAAAUUCACUGAGAUUGCUUUAGAUCUAAUAAUAUUCAUUAACUUUACAUUUUUAUCGUUAUAUGGAAUAGUUGAUGCCUAAAUUAUAUCUCAAGUAGAGGAUAUAACAACGAUUCUGCUUUCGAUUGAAACAUUUUUUCGAUAUUGUAGUAUUUCAUUUAAAGAAUUAUCAAACAAUGAUGAGAGUAUUUUGUAAACUUUGAUAGUUAUGUUAAAUUUUAUUGAAUUUACAAUGAGUGAUUAUAUGACUAUAACUGAGCAGAAUUUAAGAUUGAUUAGAGGAACAAAAUGCUUAUUAUUUUAUAGAUGUUUAAAAUAUAAUAGUAUGGCUGUAACAAUUGGACACAUAGCAUCAAAAACAUUUAAAUCAUAUAUUUAUCUUACAUUUUUAAUGUUUGUUGUAAUAUUUUUGUAUGCACUUGUUGGUAUGGAAGUAUAUGCUGGAGAAUUUGAUUAGAAUGAUGUAUUAGGAUAAUUACAUUCUUAUGACAAUGUUCUGAAAUCCUUUAUGACUGUUUUUAAUAUCAUGACUAAUGAUGAUUGGUAUGGUGUAUUUGUAUUAGGAACUGGGAUUAAUGAAACAUUUGGAAUUGUAUAUUCAUACUCUAUGGUUAUAGUACUCAACUAUUUAACAUAUGGCUUAGUAUUAGCUAUUUUAUUAGAUGGAUUUAGUAAGUAUCUAGAUAGAUAGAUAUUUUCAGAAAUAGAAGAAACUGACAAAUUUUAAAUGGGAUCUUCAAAUAAUAAUGAAACAAAUAUUAUUGCUUUUCCUUAAAUAUAAAAUUAGAUUAUUAAGAAGCGUAAAAAUAAAUAAAAGACUGCUUUGAUUUAACAUUUAAUAAAUUCUAUUAGAUAGAUAAACUAAAAAAUAUUAGAUGAAUCACCUGAGAUUUAUGAUGGAAUAUAAUGUGAGUAAUCUUUAUUCUUUUUUAAUAAAUCCAAUAGUCUUCGAAAGAUAUUUAUGAUAAUUGCUAGAUCAAGAUUUUAUAUUUUAAUAAAUGAUUCAGCUUUAUCAGCAUCAAUAAUAAUUUUUAUUAUUUAAACCUAUAAUGAUUAUGAAGAGAACAAAGAAACUUAUCAUUAAGAGAUUUAAUUUUAUAUUAACAUAAUAUUGGCAGUAGAAUAUAUUAUAAAUGUAAUAGCCAAAGGAUUAUUCAUCGAUAGCGGUUCACAUUUUAAUUCAAUCUGGUAAAUUGUAGAUGUUUUUUAUAUAAUAGCUUUCUUUAUAUAAUAUGAGAAAGAUUACUAUGUAAAACCAAUAUUUUAGAUACUUCUUUAUUUUGGAUACUUUAGACCAUUUAAUCUUUUAAGUAGAAUAAAGUUUUUGAAUGUAUUAAGUUCAGCACUUUAUUAAUCUUUAGUAGAUAUAUUGAAUGUAUUAUUAACACUUUUUUCGGUUUGGAUAAUAUUUGGAGUUUAUGGAAUCAUAUUAUAUGAAGGUUAAUUUGGUUUUUGCGAAGAUAAAAUGUAAUUUAGAGUUACAUAUGAAGAAUGUAUUUAGUAAAAUAGAACAUGGAUUAAUUUUAAACAUAAUUUUGAUAAUAUAACAAUGGCUAUUCCAACAUUAUUUACAGUAUCAACAUUUGAUGGUUGGGGUGAAAUGCUUCAAAUUGCAUAAAAUAGUGAUAAUCGUAAUGUAGGACCUGUACCAUUUAAUAGCUAUAUUCAUACUUAUGUAUUUUUUAUAACUUUUUGUUUUAUUGGAUCUAUGUUUUUCCUUAGUUUAUUUACAGGAGUAUUGUUUUCUAAUUUAAAAGCUAAUCAAAGUAAAAUAGAACAAGGGGAAUUAAAUUAAAAUUAAAAAGAAUUUAUUGAAAUAUCUGAAAUAAUUACAAAAGAUAUUCCAAUAUUUUCUACACCUCCAGAUAAUGUUAUUAGAAGAUUUGCAUCAAUUAUAAUGAAUAAUUCUAUAAUGUAAUCUUUCUUUUUUCUUAUCCUUUUAUUAGAUGUUGUUAAUAAUAUUCUUUUUCAUUCUGGAAUGAAUAUGUAAUAUUUAGAAAUUAUUAAUUAUAUUCAUCAUAUUUUUUCAAUCCUCAUCAUAAUUUGGGGUAUGCUUCAAUAUUUGGCUUUGGGAUUAUUUAGAUUCUUUGAUAAUUAUUGGAGAUAAUUUCUAUUUAUUUUAAAUAUCUUUGCCAUUAUUGAUCUUGUUAUGGAUCUAAAAUAUAAUUGGAUUGGAAUCUAUUAUUAUUCAAAUCCUUUAACACAAUAUUUUAGACUGUAUAGAUUAUGUUUUGCAUUAAGAAGUUUAAGAUUGAUCCUUAUAUUCUAAGGUUUGAUUAAUAUAUAGAGAUUGAUGAGAGUAAUGGUAUAUGCACUUCCAUUCUUAGGUAAAAUAUUCUUCAUUCUAAUUGAUACUAUGGUAGUCUUUGCUCUAUUUGGAUGUUAAUUAUAUGGAUAAAUAGAUUAAGGAUAAGUUAUGGAUGAAUAAAUCAAUUUUCAUAACAUUGCAUAAGCUAUGUUAACUUUAUUUAAAUGUGCAUCAGGAGAUGAUUGGAGAACUAUUAUGACAGAUACCAUGCAUCAUAAUCCUAAUUGUUCUUCAGAUUCAUUAUAUUGUGGUUCUACUUACAGCUAAAUUUACUUUUUUUUAUUUAUGUUAUUAUCUAAUUAUGUCUUUUUAAACUUAUUUGUUUUAGGACUCAUUGAAUAAUUUGAAUCCUUUUUUUAAGUUUAAAAUUCCAUCAUAUAAACUUAUGUUGAAAAUGAAGAUCGAAUUAAAACUAUAUGGUGCAAGUAUUUAUAAUAUUAUAAAUAAAGAUACUCUCCUGAAACUUAAGGUAAAGCUAUGCACUAUAAAUUUCUUUGCAGAUUCCUAUUAGAUCUUGGAUCUCCAUUAGGAAGAGGAAAAGAAGAAAAUCUAUGGGAUGCUGCCAAAUAAGCAUCUGCAUUUAAAUUAAAAUGGUAAUUAAUCAUAUUUAUAUUGUUUUUAGUGAUCAUCAUGGUUAUAUACAAUAUAAUCAAUUAAUUUAUGAAUUAUUUAGAACAUGUUUUCAAGAUGAUGUAUUCAAAACUGGAAGUAAAAAGGCUAUCAAAUAGAUUAAGUAAUAUAAUAAAGAGAUGCAAAUGAAAUUAAUGAAUUAUAGGAGAAAUCUAUUUAUCAAACGAGCCAAUAUAUGUUUAGUUGAUCUUAGAACUAAUUUCAAUAUUUUACAUGACUACUUAAAUGUUCUAAUCGUUUUCAAAGCAUGGGAAUCUCACUCUAAAUGCUUAAUUAAAUAAAUUAAUAAAAGAAGUCUAGAAUAUACUGAAAAUACUGAAUCUGAUGAAUAAAACCCAGAAGAGUAUUUUUAUCAUAUUGAUUUUAUGAAAGACUUUAGUAGAGUGGACGUUCUUUUUUAAAUGAAUAGAGCAUUUUAAGAGAAUCUGUUUAAAUUAGUGACAUCGAUAGAAUCCAACCAGUAGUUACAGAUGAAAACUAAUCUUAGCAUCUUCUAACUUUUUAAAGUUAAGAAAUUGUAUCAAUGCCACAACUACCACAUUAUGAUAAUUAAGAGUAGAUCUAUCAUCCAAAAUAAUGA
Molecule: messenger RNA, 6141 nt
Organism: Paramecium sonneborni
Lineage: Eukaryota; Ciliophora; Oligohymenophorea; Peniculida; Parameciidae
Source: the annotation of a GenBank genome assembly